This is a messenger RNA of Acyrthosiphon pisum (pea aphid), 2134 nucleotides long. Its product is annotated as adenosine receptor A2b-like. Gene Ontology annotation, cellular component: plasma membrane. Gene Ontology annotation, biological process: G protein-coupled adenosine receptor signaling pathway; adenylate cyclase-activating G protein-coupled receptor signaling pathway. Bases 198 to 1493 code for a protein of 431 amino acids. The transcript has 3 exons. Gene Ontology annotation, molecular function: G protein-coupled receptor activity. The record is from RefSeq and is a predicted model, not a curated record. Lineage: Eukaryota; Metazoa; Arthropoda; Insecta; Hemiptera; Aphididae.
CACGGCCGCCGUUGAGGUCAGUCACGGUUUGGCGUUAUGAACGCGUGCACGGCGGACGCCUUCGCACCACCGCCUCUGUCACCAUAUAGUCACCAUCGUUGCUACAAUAGUCGUCGGCGACCGUCUUCGUCACCGCGACGGAUCACCAGUAAGCGGCCGUGCAGGUUGGCGUACAGGCACUGCGGGUGCCGGCCACAAUGAUGGCCGCGGACGGCGGAGGGCUGAACGUGCCGUACGCCGUUCUCGAGGGCCUGGUGGCCGUCGGAGCGACCAUCGGCAACGGGCUGGUGAUUGUGGCCUUCCACAGGGAACGACGACUCCGCCGGCGCACCAACUAUUACAUCGUGUCGCUGGCGGUCGCCGACCUGUUGGUCGGUCUGGUGGGCAUACCUUGCGCCGUGCUGUCCAGCGUCGGGCUGCCCCGUCACUUGCACCUGUGCAUGUUCUCCGUGUCGCUAAUAAUCGUCCUGUGCACGGUGUCCAUACUCAGCCUGGUGGCCGUGUCCGCCGACCGGUACUGGGCCAUACUUUACCCGAUGGCCUACUCAACGAACUCGAACACCAAAAUCGCAAUCAGCAUAAUAUGUAUUUGCUGGAUAAUGGGUCUGCUGAUAGGUUUCUUGCCACUUAUGGGCUGGAGAGCCGCCAAAGGUCCAACAUUGGAUGCAUGCGAGUUCAGUCGCGUGAUGGAUUAUAACUACUUGGUGUUUUUAUACUUAGCGACUAUUAUUUUACCUGCGUUGUUUAUGGCCACUUCCUAUGCUCAUAUUUAUACAGUCGUAAUAAAACAAAUCAAACAAAUGACGCUGUUGAACGGCGGCCAACGCGGCGGCAACAGUCCGACGAAACUGCGUGUGCUGGGCGCGGCCCGGAAAAGCGAGGUGAAGGCCACACAGAACCUGUCGAUAAUCGUCGCGUUCUUCGCCGUCUGCUGGAUGCCGCUGUACACCAUCAACUGCGUGCAGGCGUUCUGCGACGAGUGUCCCGUGCCCACGUCCUUCAUGCACGGCUGCAUCGUCCUGUCGCACCUCAACUCGGCCGGCAACCCGCUGCUGUACGCGUACCACCUGAAGGACUUCCGGAACGCGUUCAAGUCGCUGCUGCUUUGCAAGAAGAGCCCGGUGCACCGGAACCCCGCGCCGUCGCGGUCAGGCUGCUGCACCACCGUGGCGGCCGUCACCGGCGGUGGCAGCGGAACCGCGGUCAACGGUAACGAUUGUUCCGGCAGCUCGUCGCUGACAUGUUCGGGCAGUUCGUCCCUGUCGACCGUCGUCGACUGUUGGCGCCGGCCUGCCAAGAACGCUCGGCCUGCCGCCGACGCGGCAAGUUCGGCUGCAGGGGACCCGCGGUCCACUGUCAAACAGCAGGCCCACCACGAGAUUGUCGCGUGGCCCGCCGACUCUGUCAACCGCGUCGGCGGCAGCUGCAACGCGAUCGCAAUAAUCGACCCGUCCGCGCCCGUGUUGCUGUCGGUCCGUCAGCUCGCCGAGUGAACAUCUCGGCGUUUGCGUAUACAAUAAUACAGUCGACUCUCGGUAACUCGAAAUUCUCUACAUCUCGAAUAAAUAAAAUUCCCCUUCAAAUAACAAUAACAUUGAGAUAUUGAUAACUCGACAUUUUUAGUAAGUCGAAUUUUUUUUUCCCCUUGAGCUUCGAGUUACCGAGAGUCGACUGUAAUAUAUAUGACUAAUGAAUAUAUGACGAUAAUAUUAGGGGAGAGUGGUCCACAUUGAGACGAAAAUUGGAUGAUUGUAUCUCAUUAAAAAUAGGAGUACCUACUAAACGAAUCUGGGAAUAACAGUGCUUAUUAUAGCGUAAUAAAUAAUUAUUGAAAACUAUUUAAACCGUUCAAAAAAAUUGAUUUUUUUAAAAAGUAGAAAAUGUCUUAUUGUAGUCCAUGCAUGGUAUAUAGUAUAUAGUAUUGCUUUAUACAUAUAUAUUAUAUACCUACGUAUAGUAUAUGAACAAAACAUAUUUUGUCUUAUUAAAACCCAUAUAUUAUUUUAUUAUGACAUGAUAGUAAUAUUAUCGUUAUCUAUCAGUCUAUUCAUAUUAUAGACGGGCCAAAACGGACGUAUUCAUCGCUAUUGUAUAUCAUGUAAAUAAAGCGAUGUUGAGUCCUUCGCUUGAUUCA